This is a messenger RNA of Malus domestica (apple), 2154 nucleotides long. Its product is annotated as cytochrome P450 87A3. Gene Ontology annotation, molecular function: oxidoreductase activity, acting on paired donors, with incorporation or reduction of molecular oxygen; monooxygenase activity; iron ion binding. Gene Ontology annotation, biological process: brassinosteroid homeostasis; brassinosteroid biosynthetic process; sterol metabolic process. NCBI's taxonomy places the organism in Eukaryota, Viridiplantae, Streptophyta, Magnoliopsida, Rosales, Rosaceae. The record is from RefSeq and is a predicted model, not a curated record.
UCUGUCCAUUCUUUCAUUUCAAGCAAUCUCAAGCUGUCCAUUUUUUCCCCUCUUCUGUAAAAAAUCAAGUGUUUGCAGCAGCAUAAAAAUCUGUUGUUAAUUCUUCACUUCAAGAUCUCUUGAAGCUGAAGUAGAAGUGAGAGUUUGAAAAGAUGUGGGCUUUGUGCAUUACAGCAUUGGUUGUUAUAAGCAUUACACAUUGGGUUUAUAGGUGGAGAAAUCCCAAAUGCAAUGGCAAACUUCCACCAGGCUCAAUGGGAUUGCCACUACUUGGGGAAACUUUACAAUUCUUCACUCCCAACACCUCUUCUGAUAUUCCUCCCUUCAUCAAGGAAAGAAUGGAAAGAUAUGGACCAAUUUUCAGGAGUAAUUUGGUGGGAAGGCCAAUUAUCGUAUCAACUGACCCGGAUCUCAAUUACUUUGUGUUCCAACAAGAGGGAAAUUUGUUCCAAAGUUGGUAUCCAGAUACAUUCACAGAGAUUUUUGGCAGACAAAAUGUUGGCUCCUUGCAUGGGGUCAUGUACAAAUACCUCAAGAACAUGGUCCUGCAUCUCUUUGGCCCUGAAAGCCUUAAGAAAAUGAUCCCGGAAAUUGAACAGGCAGCACUUAGCAGGUUACAACAAUGGUCAUCUCAGGACAGUACAGAAUUAAAAGACUCAAUUGCAAGCAUGAUAUUUGAUCUCACUGCAAAGAAACUUAUUAGUUAUGAGUCAAAUAAGUCCUCGGAGAACUUACGGGAAAACUUCGUUGCGUUCAUACAAGGAUUGAUCUCCUUUCCUAUGGACAUCCCUGGAACAUCUUAUCACAAGUGUUUAGUGGGUAGGAAAAGUGCAAUGAGAAUGCUUAAGAACAUGCUGCAGGAAAGACGAGCAGAGUCCCGGAAGCAGCCAAUUGAUUUUUUCGAUUACGUGCUUGAAGAACUUAAGAAAGAGGGAACAAUACUUACAGAGGGAAUUGCUUUGGACUUAAUGUUUGUGCUGCUUUUCGCGAGCUUCGAAACAACUUCCCUGGCUAUAACAUUAGCCAUGAAGUUUCUUACAGACCAUCCUCUUGUGCUAAAGCAAUUGACGGAAGAGCACGAGAUGAUUUUAAAGCAAAGGGAAAAUUCCGAUUCUGGACUCACAUGGAAAGAGUACAAAUCAAUGAAAUUUACGUUUCAGGUCAUCAGCGAAACAGUUAGGCUGGCGAAUAUAGUUCCAGGCAUCUUUCGAAAAGCAGUGAGAGAAAUAAAAUUUAAGGGAUAUACAAUUCCAGCAGGUUGGGCAGUUAUGGUUUGUCCACCAGCCGUACACUUAAACCCAGCCAAAUACGAAAACCCAGUAGCCUUCAAUCCAUGCAGAUGGGAGGGCGUAGAAGUGUGCAAUGCAUCCAAACAUUUCAUGGCUUUUGGUGGUGGCAUGAGAUUUUGUGUUGGAACAGAAUUUACUAAAGUGCAGAUGGCUGUAUUUCUACACUGCUUAGUUACCAAGUGCAGGUGGGAACCAAUCAAAGGAGGAGAUAUAGUCCGAACGCCGGGUUUACAAUUUCCAAAUGGUUUUCAUGCGAAGAUAAUGGAGAAAGAAAAACAAGCAACAGAAAAAAACACAUAAUUCUCAAGCUGCAAAGAGGGAUGGCAUUUUAACAUCACUAUAUUUGGUGAAUAUGUACAAAGAAGAAAAAGCAAUUUCCAUUGUCACUCUCCACAAACAAAGACCAACUCAAGUGUUUGUUUAGGGUCACAUACAAAAUUUUAUGCUUCCAGUGCAAUUUUUUUCUCCAUUUUUCAAUUGUGUGAAGGUGGAAGGAAAAAAAAAAGGAGAAAAAAAGAACAAAUUAAACUAUUUAAGAGAUAUGGAUCCAACAAAAAAUGCAAUUUAAUCAAAUGGAGAUAACUUGUAACCUUUUGUACGAAAAUGCUCCAGCAUGUUCUUCUUUUUCUUUUUUUUAUUCGAGUGAAAAAUGAGACCUACCUAUUGCAAUACCACAUAAAUGCUUAAGGGUAAGACCUCGUGUGGUAUGUACGAUUGGAUUGGAAUUGAUAACUCUCUAAUUUAAGGACCCAUUGAGGUGAGUAAUGAAAAAAUUAUGUCCAACUAAAGGGUAGAAGAUGAAUUACUCAUGAAGAAAACUCAUCUAUUCCAAUCAUUUCCAAAAUGGUAGGAUUAAAAGAAAUGA